GCGGCCGAGCCUGCGCGGCCGGAAGUGGCAACCAGACCAACCCCGGCCUGGAAGAAUGAGAGGGGAGGGCGACAGCCGUGACUCGGGGGGCUUGGCUAGUCCCUGCCGGCCUGGGAGGCGGGGGGGGGAAGCGAGGAGGCGAGCUUAGGAAGGCGAGGAGGUGAGCGCGCCGCGCCGCGGCCGAGCUGCGGCACCGGCAGGCGGAGCCGCAGCGCCAGACGCCUCGGGUGCGGCGCCGACCCCAGUCGGACGCCGCCGCGCCAGGAUGGCCUGUGGCGCGCCUGCGAAUUCGCUGCCCAGAGCAAGUGCUAGGUCGGGGACACGCCCGACUUGAAGCAAGUGGGCAAUGUGAUGUCCAGAGGCCCUGUGAUCGUGAGCACAGGCGUCGACAACGCCGAUGCGCGCCGACGGCUGCUGGCCCAUCGAAGGAAGAGGCUCUGCCGCCGCACGGCUACGACAGGCAGAGCGAGCUGUUGCCGCCGGGUGCCUGGCGCACCCUUGUGGUGGGCCGGUCGGUGAGCACGUUGCCGCUGUUCUGAUUGCUCGCGCUCGCGAAGCGGCUGGAGGACACGCUCGCAAAAGGCCCAGCGCUGUCGUGCUCAAGGCUGACGGAGCUCGUGCCACCGGGCGCCUGAUGGAGCCGAGUGCUGGGCCUGUCCGUGAGGAAGUCCGCCACCGUUUCUGGCUGCUGCCGCUCGCGAAGAGAUUCGACGACACCGCCCUCAAGGUGGCUGGGGCAUCCUCGCUGCCAAACAUCAGCGCGCUGGCACCCUUGGGCACGUACUGCAUGCGGUCGGCACCGCGCCACGUGGCCACGCCACCGCUAGCGGGGCGGCGUGACUGCGCCCAGGUGGCAGCGAAGCUGCCAGUGUCUUCCAGCACCACGCUGGGGUUGCCCCCGCCGAUGCGCCGCUUCAUGGCCCCCUCGGCCACCGAGCCGACGCCAAACGGGCUGAGGCGCGCGCGCAACGGCGUCGGCGGCGCCGCCACAGCCGUGGUGCCGUGCACGCUGCUGCUCUUCUCCCAGCACGCGUCGUCCACCCCGAACACCACCGUGUCGGCGCCGCCCGGCUUGGGGCGCGCCAGCAGCUCUGUGGCGGCGCUGCCGGCGGGGGCCUCGACGGAGAAAACCACGGAGUCGCGGCCGCCGGGCGAGGGCCGCGCCAAAAGCGCCUCUGCCGGCACCACGUCGCCGCCGCGGGCGCUGAAGUCCACGCUGUCGGUGCCGCCUGGAGCCUGCCGGGGCGCAGCCUGGACCAGCGCGGCCGCCGCCGCGGCGCCCGCGCCCAAGGACGAGCUCUGGGUGGUCCACUCGGCGCCCUCGGCGCCGAGGCUCAGCGUGGAGGCGCCUCCGGGGCACGGGCGCGCCAGGGCCGCCCCACCCGCGGCAUCGGCGAGUACCGCCGAGUCGACGCUGCCGAGGGAAGGCCGCACUGGCGCCUCCGCGGCC
Molecule: messenger RNA, 1450 nt
Organism: Prorocentrum cordatum
Lineage: Eukaryota; Dinophyceae; Prorocentrales; Prorocentraceae
Source: the annotation of a GenBank genome assembly